CCUAAAAUUUUAGUCAUGCUCCUUUUGAGCAGAGAAAGUCGAAUCUUGUGUAGAUAGCCGGCGUUUCAGUUAAAUAUUUAGAAUUUACAGUCGAUAAUAGCCAUUUGUUGUUGAAACUCCAUAACAUAAUCUUUGGUAGACAAGACCAAUAUGACAGGAAUGAAAAGUUUUGUGGCCAAAGUUCGGUAUGUUUUCGCCGUGAUGGUUAUCACUGGUUCUGCACCCAAUUAUUUUCUGUUAUGGGCUUUGUGGCGAGGUAUUUCUCUGUUUAUGCCACACUGGAAGUACCAAGAUGGUGAUGAUUUUCUUUACUCAAUGUACCAAAGGAUGGUGAUUUUUUUCUUUGAACACUGCACCAGUCAAAAAGUUUACUUCACGGGGGAUGCUGCAGCCAUUUUUAGCAAGAAAGAAAAUGUUCUUUACCUAGGUAACCAUCAGUCUACAGUUGAUUGGAUUGUGUGUAACAUGGUUGCAAUCAGACAAGGCAGUAUAGGCCAUUUGAGAUAUGUUAUGAAAGAUACACUUCAAGCACUGCCACUUUAUGGACACUAUUUCUAUCAACAUGGAUGCAUUUAUGUCAAACGUGGGGAUUUCAAGCAAAAGAAGAUGGAAUCUGCUCUAGAAUAUUUGAGAGAUCCAAAGAUUAAGUCAUGGACAGUGAUAUUUCCUGAAGGAACCUGUUAUGCUCCCAAUGAAUAUGAUCUCAUAAAGAAGUCAAACAAGGCAGCUGAUGACAACGGACUCAAACCACUUGUUAAUCAUUUGACGCCACGCUACAGAGGAUCUUUUCUGGCCCUGGAGAAAUUGCGGGACAAUUUAGACGCAAUUUAUGAUGUAACCUGUGUCUAUUCUGGGUCAGUUAAUGAGAAAAAUGAGAGAACUCCGGCACCCGAAUUGAUAGAUUUUCUCCUUGGGAAAAAUAGUGAAAUGUAUAUUCACGUAAGGCGCAUUCCCAUAGAAGAUGUACCAGUAGAUGAAGCUCAGUUCAAGAGCUGGAUGCAUAGUUUGUUCACUGUGAAGGAUGAGCUUGUGUCGCGAUUUUACCAAGAUGGAUACUUCCAAAAGGAUGUGGAAUUAAAAACCGCGGAGAAUCAUUAUGCUCUUCCCUAUACUGCUACGGUACCAAGUUUCCUUUUUUUCGUGCUAUCUUUCUUGCCUUUGGUCCUCUUCCCUGGGCUGAGGCUUCUGUGGUUGCAGGGUAUCUUGUUAUCCACUGUAUGUGGAUACUUGGUACUUGCCAUUAAAUCCGUUUGUUAAGUCUUCAUAAUUGUGACGUUCAGCCAUUCCGCAAACGAACCGCCAAUUUUUCUGCCAACAAUUCUCACGUUUGUGAUCACAACAUCUUAUGACUGGCUUAGAACAACAGCAUGAAGAUCUGCUAUAGUGUUAUCUUUUUUGCUCACCUAGCUGUGACCGCGUAUCACUGUUGCACUGAUAAAAAUAUGUGUAACAAUGAUUAUAAUGGAUUUAACAUCAAGAAAAAUAUUUGUAGCGACAAAAUUUAAAUAAUGGUCGUCCCAUAGUAAUAACAAUGAAAAAAAAAAUACAUAAUACUCCUGUAA
Messenger RNA from Daphnia carinata, 1562 nucleotides. Its product is annotated as 1-acyl-sn-glycerol-3-phosphate acyltransferase epsilon-like. Lineage: Eukaryota; Metazoa; Arthropoda; Branchiopoda; Diplostraca; Daphniidae. Gene Ontology annotation, molecular function: acyltransferase activity. The transcript is spliced from 7 exons. The record is from RefSeq and is a predicted model, not a curated record. Gene Ontology annotation, cellular component: endomembrane system; mitochondrion. The coding region runs from base 151 to 1257 and encodes 368 amino acids.